This is a messenger RNA of Priceomyces carsonii, 219 nucleotides long. RefSeq names its product DNA-directed RNA polymerase core subunit. Gene Ontology annotation, molecular function: zinc ion binding; DNA binding. The coding region runs from base 1 to 219 and encodes 72 amino acids. Gene Ontology annotation, cellular component: RNA polymerase III complex; RNA polymerase I complex; RNA polymerase II, core complex. The record is from RefSeq and is a predicted model, not a curated record. Gene Ontology annotation, biological process: tRNA transcription by RNA polymerase III; transcription by RNA polymerase I; transcription by RNA polymerase II. Lineage: Eukaryota; Fungi; Ascomycota; Pichiomycetes; Serinales; Debaryomycetaceae. The transcript has a single exon.
AUGCUUAUCCCUGUACGUUGCUUUUCUUGCGGAAAAGUUGUUGGUGACAAGUGGGAAGAAUACUUAGAGUAUUUGCAAGAUGACUCCAUGACAGAGGGUGAUGCAUUAGAUAAAUUGAAGUUGAAGAGAUAUUGUUGUAGAAGAAUGGUACUAACUCACGUCGACUUGAUAGAAAAGUUUUUACGCUAUAAUCCGUUAGAGAAGAAGGAUUUAAACUAA